Messenger RNA from Coregonus clupeaformis (lake whitefish), 4802 nucleotides. Its product is annotated as exostosin-like 3. The transcript has 6 exons. The record is from RefSeq and is a predicted model, not a curated record. Gene Ontology annotation, cellular component: membrane. Gene Ontology annotation, molecular function: glycosyltransferase activity. NCBI's taxonomy places the organism in Eukaryota, Metazoa, Chordata, Actinopteri, Salmoniformes, Salmonidae. Bases 686 to 3439 code for a protein of 917 amino acids.
GAAUGCUUCAGUAUGUUUGCCUAGCCUUCUCCAACAAUGCAGCUUACUGUAAAAUUGAUCGUGCACAUAGGGAGAUCUUGCUAGCUACGCGUACAUGGUUACAUUCAAGACCGAGCAUGCCAUUUUGUUAUCAACUUGCAUAACGCGACAUAUAUUUUUGAAGCCUUUUGAAGGUUUUAUUUGGAGACAUUUUGGAGCUUCAUACCGGUUUCAGGUCUUGUUAUUCAACGUUGGAGGAGAAUUUGGAGGCCUUUCGCUAUUCGACAGACCCAACUGGGCACAACCGGCCCAUGAUGCCACUCUGCAGGACUGUGACCAGCCAUGCCCUCCUCCCCAGCAUUUCCCAGAAGGGGCUCCCCUCCCCCAACACUUUGCGCACAUAGGUCAGAAAUAAAAAUACACCAUACAAGAGGAACGAUGGCAAGGAUUUGACUAUGGCACACCAGCAAGACAAAGAUGAAGUCCCCCUACAUCUGAUACCAAAAGGAAAACCAAGAUCAAGUAGAUCCACUCAGAUGACAUAUUCUAAGGACAAAACAAGUCGAUUUAACAAUUAUGUUGGUUUAGCGGCCACACUAUUUCACCGUGUUGACGAGGUUGCACCAUGGCUGCUGAUCCCUGUGGACUACUAGAGACUCCGGCACAGCGCUGAGCUAAGCCCAGUGAUAACAGUGAUAGCUAACCAAUGAUGCAGCGUAACGGUGGCGGGGUGGGGGCCGGCGGCCAGCCGUGGCUGCUGCGGCGCGUGCGCCUCACCUGGCUCAGCUUCAUGCUCUUCUUCAUCCUGGUUUUCUUCCCACUCAUCGCCCACUACUACCUCACCACCAUCGACGAGGCGGGUGGCCCCGACAAGCGCAUCUUCGGCCCGCGGCCCGGCGGCGAACUGUGCGAAGCCAAGCACGUGCAGGACCUGUGCCGCAUCCGUGAGUCAGUCAGCGAGGAGCUGCUGCAGCUGGAGGCCAAGCGGCAGGAGCUGAACGGGGAGAUCUCCCGGCUCAACCUGCGCAUAGAGGCGUGCAAGCGGAGCAUCGACAGCGCCAAGCAGGACCUGCUGCAGCUCAAGAAUGUCAUCAGCCAGACGGAGCACUCAUACAAGGAGCUGAUGGCCCAGAACCAGCCCAAGCUCUCUUUGCCCGUGAGGUUAUUACCCGACAAGGACGACCCGGGCCUGCCUCCGCCUAAGUCUGCCCGUGCCUGCCGCCUGCGCUCCUGCUUUGACUACGCCCGCUGCCCGUUGACCUCUGGCUUCCCUGUGUACGUCUAUGACCCGGCAUCCUACCCCUGGGGUGAGUCCCUGGACCCGUUAGUCAAGCAGGCCUUCGCCGCCUCGGUAAAGAGCAGCGUCUACGUGACGGACAACCCCAGCAUCGCUUGUCUGUAUGUGGUGCUGGUUGGGGAGCUGCAGGAGACUCCCUCCUCCCCCCUCCCGGCUCCCUCUGAGCUGGAGAAGCAGCUGAAAGCUCUGCCCUACUGGAGGUCCGACGGACACAACCACCUCCUGGUCCAUCUUUCCAGGAAAUCCAUGACGCAGAACUUCCUGUACAAUGUGAGCACGGGCCGAGCGGCGAUGGCCCAGUCCACCUUCCUGGAGCAGCAGUACCGUGAGGGCUUCGACUUGGUGGUGUCCCCGCUGGUCCAUGCCCUCUCUGAGCCCAACUUCCUUGAGGUGCCACCCCAGGUGCCUGUCAAGAGGAAGUACCUGUUCACCUUUCAGGGCGAGAGGGUGGAGUCUCUGAAAAGCAGCCUGCAGGAGGGGCCGCCUCAGUCCUUUGAGGAGGAGAUGGAGGGAGACGCGCCAGCCGACUACGACGACCGCAUCAUCGGCACGCUCAAGGCGGUGCAGGACAGCCACCUGGACAAGGUGCUGGUGGAGUUCACCUGUAAGACCCCGCGGCCUAGCCUGCCUACCGAGUGGGCUCUGUGUGGAGAGAGGGAGGAGCGGCUGGAGGUCCUCAAGGCCUCCACCUUCGCCCUGGUCAUCUCCCCCGGGGACUGUCAGCUGGUGGCCUCGGCAGGCAGCAGCAUGCGGCUGUUUGAGGCCCUAGAGGUGGGGGCCAUCCCUGUGGUGCUUGGGGACCACGCCAGGCUGCCCUACCAUGAGCUGAUCCGCUGGAGCGAGGCAGCCAUCAUGGUGCCCAAGCCCCGCAUCACUGAGCUGCACUUCCUGCUGCGCAGCCUAUCGGACAACGACCUGCUGGCCAUGCGACGGCAGGGCCGCUUCCUGUGGGAGACAUACUUCUCCACCUCAGAGAAUGUACUGGGCACCAUCCUGGCCAGUGUUCGGACCAGCAUCCAGGUGCCCGCCGCACCUAUCCGCGAGGAGCCCGCCCAGGAGAUCCCACACAAGGCAGGCAAGAUGGCCGGCACAGACGCCAACCUGGCCGACAAUGGCGACCUGGACCUGGGCCCUGUGGAGACGGAGCCACCGUACGCCUCGCCGCGCUUCCUCCGCAACUUUACCUACACGUCAACCAACACCUACCAGACCUGGAACCGUGCCCCGGGGCCUUUCCACCUGUUCCCCCACACGCCGCUGGACCCCGUGCUGCCCUCGGAGGCCAAGUUCCUGGGCUCGGGCACGGGCUUCCGCCCCAUUGGCGGCGGUGCGGGGGGCUCGGGGAAGGAGUUUCAGGCAGCGCUGGGUGGUAACGUGCCCCGGGAGCAGUUCACGGUGGUCAUGCUGACCUAUGAGAGGGAGGAGGUGCUGAUGAACUCCCUGGAGAGGCUCAACGGGCUGCCCUACCUCAACAAGGUGGUGGUGGUGUGGAACUCCCCUAAGCCUCCUUCAGACGACCUGCUGUGGCCAGACAUCGGCCUGCCCAUCGUGGUGGUGCGCACGGAGAAGAACAGCCUCAACAACCGCUUCCUGCCCUGGGACGCCGUGGAGACGGAGGCCAUCUUGUCCAUCGAUGACGACGCCCACCUCCGCCACGACGAGAUUAUGUUUGGGUUCAGGGUGUGGCGGGAAGCCAGGGACCGCAUCGUGGGCUUCCCCGGGAGAUUCCAUGCCUGGGAUGUCAACCACCAAUCAUGGCUCUACAACUCCAACUACUCCUGUGAACUCUCCAUGGUGCUGACGGGCGCCGCCUUCUUUCACAAGUACUAUGCGUACCUGUACUCGUAUGUGAUGCCCCAGGCCAUCCGCGACAUGGUGGAUGAGUACAUCAACUGCGAGGAUAUCGCCAUGAACUUCCUGGUGUCGCACAUCACACGAAAGCCCCCUAUCAAGGUGACGUCUCGUUGGACCUUCCGCUGCCCCGGCUGCCCGCAGGCCCUGUCGCACGACGACUCUCACUUCCACGAGCGCCACAAGUGCAUCAACUUCUUUGUCAAGGUGUACGGCUACAUGCCCUUACUCUACACACAGUUCCGCGUGGACUCUGUGCUCUUCAAGACGCGUCUGCCCCACGACAAGACUAAGUGCUUCAAGUUCAUCUAGCCCAGGGCUAGGCCCAGCUAAGAAUGUUGGGCAGAACGGAGCGAGAGAGUGAGGAACUCAGGCAGGACGGAAGAAAGGAGGGAGAAGAGAGGGCUGGUUCUGAGAUGGAUGGAGGUUUGGGGGUGAGGGCCUACACCCAAGAAUUGGAUCUAGAAUGUACAAUAAGAACCCUCUCCAGUUAAUUGGCUGAACCCUCUCAGACCCGCCCCUCACACCUUUACUGGAACCACUGAUAGGCUGGAAGCAGAGAAGGACCGCUGCCAAUCAAGAAGCCUUUUCAUUUUUAUUUUUUUUUCCCUCAUGUUGUCCAUGUGUGUUUUAUCAGCAACCACUACAGAGAAAACAUUUUGCCCCACCUUUUAUGGGCCUACAAAGGAGAGAAAGAGGAUAGAGAUGUGGUAACACUGCCUACCCAAGGACUUAACUUGACUCUCAGAGCCAAACUCAAACUGACAAUGUAAACGGACUGGUUUUAAACUGACACAGGGAGAGAGAGACAGUGGACUGUUGUAGUGGGCCCUGAGCUCCUGAAUCGCUAGCUAAACAUUUCACCUUUUGGGAGAGAAACAAAGGGGCAGAGGUAUAUACGGUUUGUCCAUUGCACUCAUUUCUUGUUUUGUUGUUUUUUUAUUCAUUUUACAUUUAUAUACUCUACUCUUGUAUAUGAAACCGCGAGAGAAGCACUGAUGGUCGCAGAAGUAUUUUAUUCGCUGAUCUUGUUUUUUUUAAACGUGGUGUUUUAAUUUUGUAAAUCUCAAUCUCGACGUGGGAUGAUCUUGGCGUUGGCAGACCCAUAGAAUUAGAAUUACUAGAAUGGGCAAAGCCCCUCAGAACAUGGCAUUCUCACAGUAGAUUAUAUUUCUAUGGGCAGACCUAAGCUAACCCCAGACAGUGUCCUGUUUGUCACUCUGCCUCUCAAUGACUACAGAUGGAGACUAAAGAACAGGACCAUUAGGCCACAAGUUCUAUAUGUUUACCAGAUAAAUCUAGCAAAUAUUCAUAGGAAAAUUAAUUUAUGGGAAAGGAAUUAUCUAACAGGUUUGUUAAGCCUACAGCAGACUACAAAGGCUUUACAUUGGACCUAAACACCUAGUAGGCCUACUUGUUUUCAUAAUAGUUGUCACCAGCUGUCAUUGAGCAUUUACAUGGCUUUUUGUGACUUUUUGGAUGUUGGUGGUAUUAGGCUACCUAUCAAUGGUUGAUGUUAAAUGACUGAGUAGUCUUUCCUAUGUAGUCCUAAUGAUGUGUUCAGUAAUGGAGUAGGGUGAAUUUGCCCCUAGAUUCUGAUCUAGGUUCAGUUUUGCAUUUCCCCCACUAAUAGUUAAAGGCCCAGUGCAGUCCAAAAUGUGCAUUUUCUGUGUUU